This is a messenger RNA of Contarinia nasturtii (swede midge), 2240 nucleotides long. Its product is annotated as ATP-binding cassette sub-family A member 3-like. The transcript has 6 exons. Gene Ontology annotation, biological process: transmembrane transport; lipid transport. The annotation marks the transcript as partial. NCBI's taxonomy places the organism in Eukaryota, Metazoa, Arthropoda, Insecta, Diptera, Cecidomyiidae. Gene Ontology annotation, cellular component: membrane; intracellular membrane-bounded organelle. Gene Ontology annotation, molecular function: ATP binding; ABC-type transporter activity; lipid carrier activity. The record is from RefSeq and is a predicted model, not a curated record.
UUCGCACCGAAAAUUAAUUUCAUCGUCAGAUGCAGUUGAAAGUUGCCUUAACAAAAAUUUAAAAAGUGCCUUACAUCGGCUUCUAUUAUUUGUGAUAAAACAAAGUGCUCUUCAGUGAAUACUUUUCCUUGCCCUUUUAAGAUAUCUUCCAUAUAUAACCAGACACGGAGCCUACACUCAGUGUUCUUGUCCGUUCGUGAUUUUUCCCUAAAUUAUUCAACGAAUCACAAUGACAUCAGUACGUGGUUUGAGUAAUUAUUGGCAACACAUUUUUUCCGAAAAUAGCAGUGAUGAUGAGCAAUCAUUGGUGAGCUCUAUCGGCUAUGAAACAUCCAAAGAAAUGAUUGAAAUCGUACAAAGACGUGAACAAUGUAAAAACCGAAAAACCGCCAACAUUUUUGAUAAAUUUUGUCUUUUAAUGUGGAAGAACUUUUUACUUCAAUACCGCCACAAAAUACAAACGAUCUUCCAAAUCUUCAUUCCGAUGCUGUUCACUGUGAAUCUAUUAUUUAUUCGAAUUUUGGUAAAACCUGAAAUUGAGGCCAAAAAUACUUACUUCAAGUCCUUUGAUAUGAAACUUGAAACGAAUAACAGUAUCCCAGGGAAUAUAAGUGAAUUGAAAUUAAUUUAUUGGCCCAAAAAUGAAGUCUUUGGGAAUUUAACCAAAGAAAUAACAGCCGAUCUUAGUUAUCUAUCUAAACGCCGUUGGAAACCAAUGUGUGUGCAAAAUUCAACCAGAAUUGGAGGAAUAAUGAAAAAACGAAACGAUGUAUUUGCAGCAGUUGUAUUUCAUCACAAACAUGUAACCGUAUUACCAAAGAAACUAGACUAUAGUUUGCGUUUCCCAGGUGAACUUAGAACGAACUUCACAAAGGAUCCAAUCGUUUUCAGUUGGCAGACAAAUAUGGAUUACCCACAAUAUUCCGGUGGUGGACCACGUGCAAAGCACACGGACCAAGGUGGAGCACCAAAUUACUUUUUUGAAAGUUUUCUGGCCAUACAACAAUUAAUCGCAUUCAGAUUUACUAUCAAUCAUAUGCAAAAUAACUGGACUGAUGAUUUAAAUCGUCAGUCGAUGAUGCCCACAAUUAAAAUGCAACGAUUUCCGUACCCGCCAUACAUGAAAGAUGACCUGCUCGAUGGAUUGGACAGAGCCAUUGGUUUGUUUAUUAUGUUAAGUUUUGUCUAUCCGAUAAUAUGUACGGUUCGAAUUAUCGCGGUGGAAAAGGAGAAACAAUUGAAAGAAAUUAUGAAAAUUAUGGGCAUGCCGGUUUGGUUACAUUGGGCCAGUUGGUUUGUGCGAACAAUGUUCUUUUUGUCUAUUUCCAACAUUUUGGUGAUCGGUGUACUAAAGUUUCCAGUAUUUCAUUCAAUCGCCAUUUUUACACACUCGGAUUGGAAGUCUAUGUGGGGUUUUCUACUUGUGUAUGGUGCUUCAAUGACAACAUACUGUUUCAUGUUAAGUGUUCUAUUCUCAAAAGCGAAUACUGCCGCCGCUGUAUCUGGACUCAUAUGGUUCGUCUCUUACAUGCCAUAUGUUUUUCUCACAAUCAACAACAACAUCAAAGUGCCCAAAUUAGUGCAACGGCUGGCGUGCAUUUCGCCAAAUGUUGCAAUGUCAUAUGGAUUCAAAACAAUUGCAGAGUACGAACGAAAUGUUGGUGGUUGGCGAUGGGGGAAAUCAAUUGAAAUAACUGACGGCAAUAUCGAAGUUGAAACAACCAUGUGGUUCAUGACAAUAACAGCCUUUGUAUUUCUUCUGAUUGCAUUCUACAUAGAAAAAGUAUUUCCCGGUGAAUAUGGUGUGCCACACAAAUGGAAUUUCUUUUGCAAAAGUGAUUUUUGGCUCGGCGAUGAUGGAUACACUAAGAGAGCUGCCGUAAAUAUUCAAGAGAAAAAUGAGAAUUUCGAGUACGAACCAGUGAAUUGUGAGGCCGGUGUUCGAGUGAAAAAUCUUCGAAAGAUAUUCACCAAUGGAAAAGUAGCCUGCAAAAAUGUAACUUUCAACAUGUUCCGGAAUCAAAUAACGGUGCUAUUGGGCCAUAACGGAGCCGGCAAGAGUACAACCAUCAAAAUGUUGACGGGUUUGAUACCACCGACAUCAGGUACUGCCAUCAUAAAUGGAUAUGACAUCCGAACCGAUCUUCGCCGAGCAAGAGAAUCGAUCGGAAUAUGCCCACAACAUGAUAUUCUCUUUGAUGAACUAACUGUGCGUGAACACAUUGAAUUCUAUUGUCGAC